Messenger RNA from Pteronotus mesoamericanus, 3278 nucleotides. It is a transcript of the gene UST, whose product is annotated as uronyl 2-sulfotransferase. The record is from RefSeq and is a predicted model, not a curated record. Bases 400 to 1620 code for a protein of 406 amino acids. Gene Ontology annotation, cellular component: membrane. NCBI's taxonomy places the organism in Eukaryota, Metazoa, Chordata, Mammalia, Chiroptera, Mormoopidae. Gene Ontology annotation, molecular function: sulfotransferase activity. The transcript has 8 exons.
CCCUGCCGUUUUUUAGAGGAGCCUGAACCGGGACAAAACACGCCGAGACCGACAGACACAAAGCCGGGGGGUCCACGCUGGCGCUGGAGGCGAGCCCCGGCGGCCGCGAGCGAGCCCGAGGCGCCGCGGGACGCGGGGCGCGGGGGCGCUAGCGGGCUGGGCGCGGGCAGCGCCCCCGAGCCGGGGCCGGGCACCUCGGCCGCUCGGGCCGCCGCGGCGGGGACCAUGCCGAGGAAAGUCUCCUGAGCCCGGCAACUUCGGCCCCUCCCCGCCCCCACCCGGGCUGCCCUCCGCGCGGCCCUGCCCAUGUGCAGCCGGCCGGCCGGGCUCUCCUCCUUGCAGGCGGAUGGGUGACCUUUUCCUGGCACGGGCAGACUGUGCGAGGCGGCGGAGCAGGCGAUGAAGAAGAAGCAGCAGCAUCCCGGCGGCGGCGCAGAUCCCUGGCCCCAUGGGGCCCCUCUGGGGGGCGCCGCUCCUGGCCUGGACAGCUGGAAGCGCCGGGUCUCCCAGCUGCCUUUCCUGCGCUUCUCCCUCCGGGACUACGGUUUCUGCAUGGCCACACUGCUGGUCUUCUGCCUGGGCUCCCUCUUCUAUCAGCUCAGCGGGGGACCUCCUCGCUUCCUGCUUGACCUGCGACAGUAUUUGGGAAAUUCCACUUACUUGGAUGACCAUGGACCACCUCCUAGCAAGGUGCUGCCCUUCCCGAGCCAGGUGGUGUACAACAGAGUGGGCAAGUGUGGGAGUCGUACUGUGGUCUUGCUUCUGAGAAUCUUGUCAGAGAAGCACGGAUUUAAUUUGGUCACGUCAGAUAUUCACAACAAAACCAGGCUCACUAAAAAUGAACAAAUGGAACUGAUUAAAAAUAUAAGUACUGCCGAACAGCCCUAUUUAUUUACUCGACAUGUUCAUUUCCUCAACUUCUCAAGGUUUGGAGGAGACCAGCCUGUCUACAUCAACAUCAUCAGAGACCCCGUCAACCGCUUUUUAUCGAACUACUUCUUCCGGCGAUUUGGAGACUGGAGAGGGGAACAGAAUCACAUGAUCCGCACGCCCAGCAUGCGGCAGGAGGAGCGCUACCUGGACAUCAACGAGUGCAUUCUUGAAAACUACCCCGAGUGUUCCAACCCCAGGUUAUUUUACAUCAUUCCGUAUUUUUGUGGACAGCAUCCCCGAUGCAGGGAACCUGGUGAGUGGGCCCUUGAAAGAGCAAAGCUGAACGUCAAUGAAAACUUCCUGCUCGUGGGGAUUCUUGAAGAGUUGGAAGAUGUGCUGCUUUUACUGGAAAGAUUUUUACCUCAUUACUUCAAGGGCGUGCUCAGUAUCUACAAAGACCCAGAGCAUAGGAAACUUGGAAACAUGACUGUGACCGUGAGGAAAACUGUCCCCUCCCCAGAGGCCGUGCAGAUUCUCUACCAGCGAAUGAGGUACGAGUACGAGUUCUACCACUACGUCAAAGAGCAGUUCCACCUGCUGAAGCGCAAGUUCGGACUGAAGUCGCAUGUCAGCCAGCCCCCUCUGAGACCCCAGUUCUUCAUUCCAACUCCCCUGGAGACCGAGGAGCCCAUUGGUGAUGAGGAACAGGAUGACGAGAAGUGGCUUGAAGAUAUUUAUAAGAGGUGAUGGUGCCAGCCCUGUGUUGCUUCCAAUGGCUUUUUCUCCCUUUUUCGAGAAAGGUGUUUUUGUUUUUUUGUUUGGGGAAGAAAAAUCCUGAAGGGACUAAAUUAAUGCUCGGCUGCAUUAAAAAGAACAAGACAUUCCCACAGGUUGGGGUCAUUGGGAGAUGCCCGGUUUUGCGGGUUUUAUUUGUUUAACUUUAUUUUGUGUUUUUCCUGGCUCCUUGGGUCCUUCCCAGGUACACUAAGAUGACUCCGUCACAAGGCAUCUCAUCAUAAAAUAGCUUCCCCCUCCCUAAUAUAAUGAGAGAAAGGGGGAGGGGGAAUAUAGUCCAUUGCCCAAUAACUUAUCAUUUGUAAAAAUGACUUGUAAAAAAUAUUACCUCAGUGGUAGGAAACAUCUAGACUUGUAUAUUUUGGUAAAAAUAGAAAACCACUUCAGAGACCAGGGAACCCAUUCCAAAAGGAUCUAAGAGGAGAAGGUAAGACAUAUAAAGACAUCAAAAGAGAGGACGUCCCUGGAUUAGUGGUCCCUACCCAUCCAGGUAGAACCCUGCCUCCGGUCCGUCCCAAGGGACACUUUUGCCAAGAGCAGCAUGUUUGUUAUCUCUGAAGGAGCAAGUCAGCUUGUGCCACAGUCACGGUCCCAACCAGCCCAGAGCCCUGAGUACCUUUCAAGGUCAAAAUACAUGGCAAGCUCUGCUGAGAUACUCCUUGUCCCAGCACCAUUCUGACCAAUUUCAAAGUAGCAUGGCAGGAAAAAGAAUUGAUUUACUGCAGGACGAAGAGUAUAGGCAAAACUGAUCCACUCUCGAGGUCAUGUGACCUAGGAAAAUGGUAUGCUCCUGUCCUUUGCACCCAAUAUGAAGUAUUUCUCUCCUAGCAUUGUUUUAACUGGAUACCCAGGAACCAAUUUAGCUCUGACAUUUAACCUGUAGUAGAUGUGCUAAGUCCAACGAGGCAAUGCAUAACCUAUCAGGCACAUCCAUAGCCAGUGGGGUCCCACAGUACCUGGUACCCUUUACCUCCUUCUCCCUUCAGAGGUGCCUAUGGUUGGUAAAAAGGGGCACUGAGUUCUGUCAGGCAGCAGGAAAACUGUUCUCAUUUCUUACGGGAGCAGCUCACUCCUGAGAACCCCUACUAGGAUAUCAAGAAGAGAAGAAGCAAGAGCUUCUGGGUAAGAGACUGCUCGGACCGCUUUAUGAGAAGGUGUCUGCCCCCAAAUUGCUCUGAGUGUAUGUCUGGCAGUGUCAUUUCUCCAAAAUAUCUUCUCCCCAUCCUACACCCAUCAGCUGCCAUCUAUCCUUGAGGCCUGGAUUCAAUCAUUAGAAACCUAUUUCUUUGGAUUCAGAAAUAUCUUCCUCUUUAAAUGCCCCCUCCCCCACUGCAAAAUACACAUACCCCUGGGUGAAUGAUAUACAACCAUCUGGUACUUGGGCGCAGGUGGUAUUGGCAGGCAGGAUAUGUGCCACACAUUUUGUGUUCUUCAGUUUUCCUCCCCCAGAGCCAGGCUUUCAAGAGCCAAGUGUGAGUUGGGAAUACUUAAUAGUAAAUAAGACUCUUAACUUUACACAAGCUACACAUUUUCUACUUUUCAGAAACCAACAAGUCUCUCUAGAGUUUUUUCUGCGUUCACUAAAAUUGGACGGUAGCCAAGAUAUAAAG